Molecule: messenger RNA, 3243 nt
Organism: Pipistrellus nathusii (Nathusius's pipistrelle)
Lineage: Eukaryota; Metazoa; Chordata; Mammalia; Chiroptera; Vespertilionidae
Source: the annotation of a GenBank genome assembly
AUGGCCCCGCGGAUGGCGCGCCGCGGCGGCGCCGCCCUGCUCUGCCUGUCGGCGCUGCUCGCCCUCGCCUCCGGCCGCUCCCACCCAGCCAGCCCCAGCCCGCCGGGGCCCCAGGCCGGCCCGGUGCUGCCCAUCAGCUACCGGCUGUCCCACACGCGGCUGGCCUUCUUCCUGCGGGAGGCGCAGCCCCCGCCGCCCGCGCCCGCCAACGGCUCCCUGCAGCGCUCCGAGCCCUUCGUGGUGUUCCAGACCAAGGAGCUGCCCGUCCUCAACGUGUCCCUGGGGCCCUUCAGCACCAGCCAGGCGGUGGCCCGGGAGCUCCUGCAGCCGUCCAGCACCCUGGACAUCCCCGGGCGCCUCACGGUCAACUGGAAGGUGCGGGCCUUCAUCGUGCGCGCCCGCGUGCCCGCCUCGCAGCCCGCGGCCCAGGUGCUGUUCUACGUGGCCGGCCGGGACUGGGACGACUUCGGCGCCGCCGAGCGGCUGCCCUGCGUCCGGCUGCACGCCUUCCGGGACGCCCGGGAGGUCAAGAGCUCCUGCCGCCUCGGCGGGGCACUGGCCACCUGCCUCGUGCGGGCCGAGCUGCCCCUGGCCUGGUUCGGGCCCCCCGCCCCGGCCGCGCCGCCCACCGCCCGCCGCAAGCCUCCGGAGGGGCUGGAGCCCGAGCUGACCGGGGAGAGCCAGCAGGCCGAGCUGUACUACACUCUCCACGCCCCCGACGCCUCCGGGGGCUGCGGGGGCGCCCGGCGCGGGGCGGGGGCCGGGGCUGGGGCCCGGGCGGAGAGCCCCACCCAGCACCCGCUGCUGCGCAUCGGGAGCAUCAGCCUGUUCCGGCCGCCCCCCCGGAGGGCCCUGCAGGAGCACCGGCUGGACAGCAACCUGAUGAUCCGCCUGCCCGACCGGCCCCUCAAGCCCGGGGAGGUGCUCAGCAUCCUCCUCUACCUGGCCCCCAACGCCUCCUCCCCGUCCAGCCCCAGCGUGCAGCACUUCACACUCAGGGUGAAGGCCAAGAAGGGCGUGACCCUUUUAGGCACCAAGUCACGGAGUGGCCAGUGGCAUGUGACCUCGGAGCUGCUGACGGGGGCGAAGCACUCAACAGCCACCGUGGAUGUGGCCUGGGCCCAGGGCACACCCCUGCCCCCGUGGGAGGGCCAGGGGCCCCUGGAGAUCCUGCAGCUGGACUUUGAGAUGGAGAACUUCACCAGCCAGUCGGUCAAGCGGAGGAUCAUGUGGUACAUCGACUACCGCGGGCACGGCGCGCUGCCCGACCUGGAGCGGGCGGUCACCGAGCUGACCGUCAUCCAGCGGGAUGUGCAGGCCAUCCUGCCCCUGGCCAUGGACACCGAGAUCAUCAACACGGCCAUCCUGACCGGCCGGACAGUAGCCAUCCCUGUCAAGGUCAUUGCCAUCGAAGUGACCGGCCUUGUCCUGGAUGUUUCUGCCAUGGUGGAAUGUGAGUCUGACAAUGAGGACAUCAUCAAGGUAUCCAGCAGCUGCGACUACGUGUUUGUUAGCGGAAAGGAGUCUCGCGGGUCCAUGAAUGCCAGGGUCACCUUCCGCUACGACGCCCUCACUGCCCCCCUGGAAAUGACAGUCUGGGUCCCCAAGCUGCCCCUGCACAUCGAGCUCUCGGACGCCCGCCUCAGCCAAGUGAAGGGCUGGAGGGUACCCAUCCUCCCCGACCGGAGGUCAGCCCGGGAGAGCGAGGACGAGGACGAGGAGGACGAGGAGCGGCGGCAGAGCAGCAGCCGCGGCUGCACCCUGCAGUACCAGCACGCCACCCUGCAGGUCUUCACCCAGUUCCACACCACCUCGUCCGAGGGCACCGACCAAGUGGUCACCAUGCUGGGCCCGGACUGGCUGGUGGAGGUCACCGACCUGGUCAGCGACUUCAUGCGGGUGGGCGACCCCCGCGUGGCACGCCUGGUGGACAGCAGCACGCUGGCAGGCCUGGAGCCGGGCACCACCCCCUUCAAGGUGGUGUCCCCGCUGACAGAGUCUGUGCUCGGCGAGACACUGCUGACAGUGACAGAGGAGAAGGUCAGCAUCACCCAGCUGCAGGCCCAGGUGGUGGCCAGCCUCUCCCUCUCCCUACGGCCCAGCCCCGGGAGCAGCCACACCAUCCUGGCCACCGCUGCCGCCCACCAGACCCUCAGCUUCCUCAAGCAGGAAGCCCUCCUGAGCCUCUGGCUCUCCUACAGCGACGGCACCACCGCCCCCCUCUCCCUCUACAGCCCCCGGGACUACGGGCUGCUGGUGAGCAGCCUGGACGAGCGGGUGGCCACGGUGACCCAGGACCGGGCCUUCCCACUGGUGGUGGCGGAGGCGGAGGGGGCCGGGCCGCUGCUGCGGGCGGAGCUCACCAUCGCCGACAGCUGCCAGAAGACCAAGCGCAAGAGCGUGCUGGCCACGGCGCCCGUGGGCCUGCGGGUGCACUUCGGGCGGGAGGAGGAGGACCCCACCUACGACUACCCGGGCCCCAGCCAGCCGGGGCCGGGCGGGGGCGAGGACGAAGCCAGGGGCGCCGGCCCUCCUCCAGGCACCGGGAGGUCCCCCCCGGAGGCUCCGGGGGGGCCGGUCAGCGCCAGCCCCGCCGUGCCGCCCACCGAGGACUUCCUGCCGCUGCCCACGGGCUUCCAGCAGGUGCCGCGCGGGCUGACGGACCUGGAGAUCGGCAUGUACGCGCUGCUGGGCGUCUUCUGCCUCGCCAUCCUGGUCUUCCUCAUCAACUGCGUGGUCUUUGUACUGCGCUACCGGCACAAGCGCAUUCCCCCCGAGGGCCAGACCAGCACGGACCACUCCCACCACUGGGUGUUCCUGGGCAACGGGCAGCCGCUGCGGGCGCAGGGCGAGCUGUCCCCGCCCGCGGGCGGCGGCGGCGGCGGCGGCAACCCGCUGGAGGCCGUGCCCGCCUGCUGCCAUGGCGACCACCACAGCAGCGGCAGCUCGCAGACCAGCGUGCAGAGCCAGGUGCACGGCCGGGGCGACGGCUCCUCGGGCGGCUCGGCCCGGGACCAGGCCGAGGACCCCGCCAGCUCGCCCACGUCCAAGCGCAAGCGGGUCAAGUUCACCACCUUCACCACGCUGCCCACGGAGGAGCUGGCCUAUGACUCGGUGCCUGCCGGGGAGGAGGAGGAGGACGAGGACGAGGAGGACCUGGGCUGGGGCUGCCCGGACGUGGCGAGCCCUGGGAGACCCGCCAGGCCCCCCCAUUACAUGCGCAGGAACAAAGAGAUCGCGUAG